AUGAAAAUACUUAAUCUAAGUUAUUCACUUUAGUUAAAGAAUUAUUAUUUACAGCAGAAGAAAAAAUUUUAAAUAAUAACAAUUUAUUUAGAGAUGCAGCUUUUUACAGAAAUUAAUAAGUUCUAUAAAUCCAAAAGACUAAAUUAUAUUUUUUAUAGGGCUUAAAGCAAUAUUUUUAGAGUAAUUUUUCUCAAUCAUUUGAAUAAUUUACAUUGUGUUUAGAAGAAGGUACUCAUUAUGAUCCCUCUUUAAGAAAGAAAUCACUAUUUCAUAUAAACUACUUAAUUAAAUACAUAAAAGAAUCACCACAAUAAGUUCUAAUGA
Molecule: messenger RNA, 324 nt
Organism: Tetrahymena thermophila SB210
Lineage: Eukaryota; Ciliophora; Oligohymenophorea; Hymenostomatida; Tetrahymenidae
Exons: 1
Source: RefSeq, a predicted model, not a curated record